UCUUCCAACAAAACAAUAAUGGCUUCGGCGGACAAGUCAGCGGGCCCCACACCACCGGGGCAAUCCAUGAGCGUGGGGCAGCACAUGCUAGACAAGGGCGCCAUGAUGCUUCAGUCCCUCAAACCCGUGAAGCAGUUCAGCCACCACGUUUGCUCCUUCGCCAUCUACAGCCACGACAUGUCUCGCCAGAUCGAGACUCACCACUACUGCUCCCGCCUCAACCAGGACUUCCUCCAGUGCGCCGUCUACGACUCCGACGACGCCAACGCCCGCCUCCUUGGUGUGGAGUACAUUAUUUCUGAUAGAAUCUUUGAAGAUCUGCCUGACGAGGAAAAGAAGCUUUGGCACUCUCAUGCUUAUGAGGUCAAGUUGGGUCUAUUAAUAAGCCCAAGAGUUCCAGAGAUGAUUGCCAUGCCUGAUCUUGAAAACCUUGCUAAAUCCUAUGGAAAAUUCUGGUGUACUUGGCAGGCCGAUAGAGGAGAUAGGGUUCCACUGGGUGCACCAGCACUAAUGAUGUCACCACAAGGGGUGAGGCCUGGGCUGGUGAGGCCAGAUCUGGUGCAUCAGAGGGAUGCAAAGUAUCAUGUUGCCUCAGACAGCUAUAAGACCUCAAGGCUUGAGAUCCCUGAGCCUGAGAUGAUUAGCCCUUUCGCUGAUUAUUGGAAGCAGCAUGGCAAAGGGUUUGCCAUUGACAUUGUGGAUACUGAGAUGAUACUCAGGGCACCUUUUCCUUGAUGAGGGAACAAAUCUAAAGUGAUGAAAUGUAAUAGUGGAUUGUCUCAAGUGUUUAGCUAUUAUCUAAGUGCUUGUCAAUUAAUAAUUACGUUAGGAGUGAGUUGGGUUCUGUUCAUGUAAAAUGAAUUUGUUGUAUUGAUUCCUCAUAUGACACCUGAAUCCUCAUAGUAAAUAUAG
Messenger RNA from Arachis duranensis, 912 nucleotides. RefSeq names its product oil body-associated protein 2A. Lineage: Eukaryota; Viridiplantae; Streptophyta; Magnoliopsida; Fabales; Fabaceae. The record is from RefSeq and is a predicted model, not a curated record. Bases 19 to 735 code for a protein of 238 amino acids. The transcript has 4 exons.